Messenger RNA from Solanum lycopersicum (tomato), 330 nucleotides. RefSeq lists its product as uncharacterized. The record is from RefSeq and is a predicted model, not a curated record. Lineage: Eukaryota; Viridiplantae; Streptophyta; Magnoliopsida; Solanales; Solanaceae.
AUGGAUGCUCAAUCCAACUGUAACUCUAGUUCAUCAUCAAAUCUAAGAAUUAUUGUAUAUAACAACCCUUCAGAAGCCCAACUCUCUGAAUUGGGCAUAAAAUCUUGGCCAAAAUGGGCUUGUUCACCAGGAAAAUACAAAUUAAAAUUUGAUGCAGAAGAAACAUCUUAUUUGCUAAGGGGAAAAGUGAAAGUGUAUCCAAAGAACACAAUAGAGAUGUCACCAGUGGAGUUUGGUGCUGGGGAUCUUGUCAUUAUUCCCAAAGGACUUUGUUGUACUUGGGAUAUAACCCUUCCUGUUGAUAAAUACUACAAAUUUCAUCCUUCCUAA